AUGGAUUUCAACCUGGUACCGAGGGGCUUUGACCGGAACUAUACGGGCUUCCUCACCAAGACAAUCGUCUACUCAGGCACACUGGUGCUGUUCCUCGCUUCUUUUGCGUUAACACUAUGCUCCAUCAUCAUUCCCAGAUGGGUCAGCUAUCAUAGCGAGAAGCCCGCCCACCACUAUUCCUACGGUCUCCAUCAACGCUGCUCUUCGCUCACUGAUACCUGCGAGAGUUUCCCACAAAGCGAAGACUGCCAUGGAGACGACCGGUAUUUCUGCUCGAUGUGGCGAUCCGUCGGGUUCUUGAUGUCCUUUACCGUGGUGUUGGAAGGCAUGAGCGUCGUUGCCUACCUUAUCAUCCUCGGUGGUGGGAAGCGGCUGCGCGAAAAUGGUUGGCGGGUUCUCAGUCUGUUGAUUAUUCUGUCUGCUAUCGUGCAGGCAGCCGGCAUGUCGAUUGUGGCAUAUCUGUUCGACAACGAGGACCGGUUCUUCGUUGGCUGGCAUCUGGAUCAGUCCUGGGUUUUCUGUACUGUCAGUUGGUGCUUUAGUCUGAUCUGCGCGGGCGCGAUCGUCAUCGCUGCUCAGAUUUUGCCUUCCGAGGGAGGUUAUGAGCUUAUCCCGGAUCAUGACCUGCUUCGGGCCACCUCUUGA
Penicillium brasilianum is the source of this 645-nucleotide messenger RNA. Lineage: Eukaryota; Fungi; Ascomycota; Eurotiomycetes; Eurotiales; Aspergillaceae. The record is from the annotation of a GenBank genome assembly.